This is a messenger RNA of Melanotaenia boesemani (Boeseman's rainbowfish), 7449 nucleotides long. It is a transcript of the gene gli1, whose product is annotated as GLI family zinc finger 1. Gene Ontology annotation, biological process: regulation of transcription by RNA polymerase II; smoothened signaling pathway. Gene Ontology annotation, cellular component: nucleus. The record is from RefSeq and is a predicted model, not a curated record. The transcript has 13 exons. Gene Ontology annotation, molecular function: DNA-binding transcription factor activity, RNA polymerase II-specific; RNA polymerase II cis-regulatory region sequence-specific DNA binding. NCBI's taxonomy places the organism in Eukaryota, Metazoa, Chordata, Actinopteri, Atheriniformes, Melanotaeniidae. The coding region runs from base 381 to 4811 and encodes 1476 amino acids.
GCAACCAACUCCAAGGCGCUUUGCGGGACUCCACAGCCGAACAUGGGGUUCAGUUUUGUCACCGUCUGCGUGGAGGAACUUUGAAGAAAAGUAUGUAAAAGAAGAUAAAAGAGAAAAAAAAAGUUGUUGAAGAAGGACAAUGCGUCGGUUUCUCUGAAGAAUCCAAUCAUCUUCAUCCGAGCGCGCUUGCCAAAAAAGUAGAGGAAAAAAAAAAAAAAAAAACGAGAGACGAGGAGGCUUAGCUGGAAACUUUCACAGUCCUUGGACCCUCUGAGCUCUUCCAAGGACUCUGGGAAUCCAGUCAAGGAGUUUCAUGCUGAAUAUUCCAGCGUUAACCUGAGGUCCAGGCUGUAAGGGGAGCAGUAGGUCCCGGAGUUCUAAUGCCAGUGGACAUGCAGCCACACCAGGGGCUGUAUUACUAUGAGACCUCACCCAGUCACCCCUCUAGAGGCCUUGUCACAUCAGACCAGUCACCCUACAGCGAUGUGUCUUCGCUGCGAGCCCCACUCCUUGACUGCUCUCCCCAAGACUGCCAUGCUAUGUAUAAUCCCAUGACUCCCAGCAUGACUCAUGGAUCGGGACCAGGGCAGGGGAAUGGCCACUGCUUGGAUCAGUAUAUGAGGCCUCCUCAGGCCCCUCCACCACACAGUCUGAUGGGCCACAGAGGCAUGCCGCCCACAGAGGGUGGCAAUGGCACCCCCUACUGCAACCAGAACAUGAUGCCAUCACAUCACAACUUCUGCCAGGUUCAGCCUGGCUCUGAUCAGAUUGGGUCAGGUGAUGGUUCGAGAUUCUCCACACCUCGCUCUAUGCUGAAGUUGAGUAAAAAGAGAGCUCUGUCCAUCUCACCCCUGUCUGAUGCCAGUGUAGACCUGCAGACGGUCAUCCGGACUUCACCCAACUCCCUGGUGGCCUUUGUUAACUCUCGCUGCAACCCCAACGGUGCCAGCUCCUAUGGUCAUCUCUCUGUGAGCGCCAUGAGUCCAUCACUGGGUUAUUCCAGCAACAUCAAUUGUCAGUCCAGACAACAAGGGUCCAUGUAUGGAGGAAAUGGGGGGACACCUUUGGGUGGCCACACACCAGGUCCCUGCCAAGCUUCACGCUUACCACCCCACAAUCCUCGUCUCCAUGUGCCACCUAAGCAUGGACACCAGCUGAAGACAGAACCAGGACUGGGAGGUGUGAUGGAUGGCAUUAAUGUGAAGAGCCUGGAGGAGAGGUCGGAGGGAGAUGUAGCCAGUCCAUCCUCUACUGGCACACAGGACCCUUUGUUGGGCCUCCUGGAUGGUAGAGAUGACUUGGACAAGGAGGAUGGAAAGCCUGAAGCUGAGGCCAUCUAUGAGACUAACUGUCACUGGGAGAGCUGCAACAAGGAAUUUGACACUCAAGACCAGCUAGUUCAUCACAUCAACAAUGAACACAUCCACGGAGAGAAGAAGGAGUUUGUGUGUCACUGGCAGGACUGCUCUCGAGAACAGAGACCUUUCAAAGCUCAGUACAUGCUGGUGGUUCACAUGCGCAGACACACAGGAGAGAAGCCACACAAGUGCACUUUUGAAGGCUGUAAUAAGGCCUACUCUCGCCUGGAGAAUUUGAAGACCCACUUGCGCUCCCAUACUGGUGAGAAACCAUAUGUGUGUGAACAUGAAGGCUGCAACAAAGCCUUCUCCAAUGCUUCGGACCGGGCAAAGCAUCAGAACCGAACUCAUUCCAAUGAGAAACCUUAUGUCUGUAAGAUUCCUGGUUGCACUAAGCGAUACACAGAUCCAAGCUCUCUACGUAAACACGUUAAGACUGUACACGGCCCUGAAGCCCAUAUCACGAAGAAACACCGUGGAGACACAGGCCCCCGACCCCCUGGAUCAGCUAUGAUCCCUGGAGGCCCAAACUCAGAACUGCUGCAGGAGAAAGAGGAGACACGCAGAGAAGACUGCAAGCUGUUGGCUCCUGAGACUGCUCUGAAGUCACAGCCAAGCCCCGGUGGCCAGUCAUCUUGCAGCAGUGAACGUUCUCCACUGGGGAGCACAAACAACAAUGACAGCGGUGUGGAAAUGAACCUUAAUGCAGCGGGCAGCUUGGAAGAUCUCACAGCAUUGGAAGAUGGAGGUGCAGGAGGAGGAGGCGGAGGGGAACCAGGAACAAUGGGGAUGUCAGCACAGGCUCUGAAGAGGCUGGAGAAUCUGAAGAUUGAUAAAUUGAAACAAAUUCGCAGGCCCACCCCUCCUGGUCGCUGUGCAGGCAACAAACUUCCUGCCAUUCCUGGUCCAGGGGAGAACAUGGGAAUGUGUGCACCUUCCCCACUUCUCUCAAAUCGGCGUGUUAUGGAGCUGUCCAACCAUGAGCUUGGAGGGGGAUCGAUUGCCUGCUCCACUAACGAUAGAAGAGGAAGUGGCACGAGCAGCCUAAGCUCUGCCUACACUGUAAGCCGUCGUUCCUCUAUGGUGUCUCCUUACCUGUCAAGCAGACGCUCUAGUGAGGUCUCACAAAUGGGAGGAACAGCAGGAGGAGGAUGUCAUCUUUUGAGCCUGGAACAAACUGGGGGAGACCCCCUCUCACCUGAGACCAGUCGGAGAGGACCUCCAUGUCCUGGAGGAGGAGGUUUACCAGGUCUUCCUAAUUUAACACCUGCGCAGCAGUAUAGUCUAAAGGCCAAAUAUGCGGCAGCCACUGGAGGACCACCACCUACUCCUUUACCUAAUAUGGAGCAGCCAGGUACUCCUGGCAGAAGAGCAGGUGUUUUAAGUGAGUACCAGGGGCAACCCCUGCCUCCUUUUCUUCAGCAAGGUGGUCCUCGUAGGCACAGUGCCAACACAGAAUAUGGCACAGGUGUAAUCUACCCUCACCAGGCUUCAGGUAACAACACGAGGCGAGCCAGUGAUCCAGUUCGUUCAGCAGCAGAUCCACAAGCUCUUCCCAAACGAUUCAAUAGCCUUAAUAAUGUAGCCAUGAUGGGCCGCAGGAAUGCACUCCAACACCGUGGCUCUGACACCAGUCUUGCCCGCCACAUGUACUCCCCUCGUCCUCCUAGUAUUACAGAGAAUGUCAUGAUGGAAGCUAUGGGUAUGGAGCACCAUCUCACCCCUGUUGACACCAGGGAUCGUGCCAUGAUGAUAACCCCUGGAGAGAGAAACUUCAUGGGCUACCAGCAACAGAAUCAGACCCUUGCAGGUGGAGGCCCUGUUUCAAACCAACUGUCCCCAAGGCAUGACUCUCUGAGCUGUCCAGACCCAGUUUACAUGCAGCAGCACUACCCAGGCCAAGGAACAGAAGUCACUUCUAGGGCUGGUGGAAAUCCAAUGGGGCAGAGAAGGCCUACUCAGCCAGAGGGCAUGUCAAAUGCACUUAUCCAACAGGCUGAGUACAGUAUGAGCACCUGCCAGCUCAGUCCUUCAGGCCCCCACUACCCUAAUGUAGGCCAAGGUGGUGACACUGGAGGCCCCUGGAAUGACACCCACAAUCAAGUCCAAACUUCCAACCAUGCUCUUCAGAACCAGAGAGUAAUGCAGUUUUCAGAUCCGAGUCUGCAGCCUCAGCAGACACAGGCCCACUUCAAUGAUCAAACAGCCCUUUACAACAGUUCUGAUGGAACUCACAAGCUCAUUAUCAAGCCCGAGCACCAGUUUCACCAUGGGAUGGGUGGUGGAAAUGCCUGUCAAAGUGCUAAGCUCCAUCAGCAACGGAUGCUUCUACAGCAGACACGGGGUUACCCACAACAGACGGGCCAGGUAUUGAUGAGGAACUCCAACAAUCCCAGCUGUAAUUUUCAAGGGCAAAACUCUUUCCCCAGUGAAGGUGGGUUGAGCUUAGGCUGCACUGGCUCUACUCUGUCUGAUGGCCAGAGAUCAGAAACCCCAAUGAUCCAGGUGAAGGAGAUGAUGGUGAGGAAUUAUGUGCAGUCCCAGCAAGCACUCAUGUGGGAACAGCAACAAGAACAGCAGCAAAGUGGAGUUAAACCGCCUCCUCUUUCUGACAACAUGGAUCUUGGUGCUCAGACAGCAGCAAUGCAACAUAGCCCACAAAACCAGAGCCUUUAUUCCAGCCAGACGUAUCCAUCCUAUCCCAACCAGAAUCUGGUCAUGAGUCCCAGUGCCCACAGCCAAGCAACCAGCUCAGUGACACCUAAAGACCAACAACUCACAGCUCUCCAAGGUGCAUGCUAUAAUCAGGAGAUGGUGGUCCCCAGGCCCCCUCAGGGACGGAAACCUCUCAGUCGCCAGAACAGCCUGUCACAGGUUGGAGGAGGCUACCUUGGCAGCCCACCUCACCUCAGCCCCGUCCACUCUACUUCCAGCCCUAGACGAGGGGUUCGUCUUCCUCCAGUCCAGCAUCCACAGCACCCUCAAAAUGAAAUGUUCUCUCCCUCCAACAACAACAACAACAUGUACUACUCUGGACAGAUAAACAUGGACAUAGAGAAGCACAUGGACCCCCAGAAUGGGCCUUGCCUUAGCCAGCAGCACAGUAUGGGUUCCAAUCUGGAUCCAACAGGUGGUGUAAAGUCUGCCCCCAUGGCUCCCUAUCCAGAGUCUGGCCCCAUUUCAAAUGCCUUAGAAAACCUUGACUUGGACAAUGCUCGUAUAGACUUCACUUCAAUUAUCGAUGAUGCUGAUUCUUCCUCAUUUAGUCCAGUCAACAAUCCUCUUCAGGGUCAGCCUGGGACAACUUCUCAAGCCUCCUCUCGCCUCACCACCCCACAAACUUCUGUCAGCCUUGCUCCAGGUUCUGGCCUGUCAAACAUGGCUGUGGGUGACAUGACUUCCAUGCUUACCUCACUGGCUGGGGAGAAUAAGUACCUUAACACUUUAUCUUAAAGUACUCUUGGGCAGCUAAACAUACAUUCAGACUAACAAUCAUUGGCUUUGGCCUUGCCUAGGGUCUAAAAAGUCUGUUCUGUUGCUUAGAGGGGUUUCUCCUUGUAUUUGCAAUAAAGAGACAGAAAACCUUUGAAUGGAACAUUUCACAAAUCAGUAAUGUACAUUAUGUACUGUUUUUUCUACAUAAGACCCAAAUGCCUUUAUGCAUAAAGCCCAACCUGCCAGGAUCCUAAACUACCAAGGGAUAUGUAGCUUACUGUAGACCCAUGUAAAAGGGAUCGCUAUGUUUUGGUUAAAAGUUGAGACCAAGAUACUCUACGGUCUCUUCAAAGGUUUAAAAAAUUAAAAACCUUAAAACCAAAGGUACCUGAUUACCCCUCCCCUAUUUCUGAAUUUCACCCCUGCUGCUUUGGUACUUUUUUCCCCCUUGUGCCUUAGUGUGAGACACAAAACCAUUUGCCUUUUACGUAAUGACAAUGCUGAACUUUUUUGCUGAACAGGUGUUCCUUUUACAAAGGGCUUUGUCAACAGUGGAGCAGAGAAGUAUACAUGUAAAUAAGUUUUAUAUAUAUACAGAAUGUAGAGUACAUGACAAUGAGACUUUGGACAGUUAUCCUGUCUUUUGAUAGUCUGCUUGAAUUCUGAAGCCUGCUGUUCGAGGGCUGAGAUGUUUGUUCAAACGGUUGUUUGAAGAACUGAGAAAGGUAUGCUUUUAGCGAUUGAAAAAAUAUUUUCCUGAGCGACUAAAUAUUUUUCAGUAUUGCUCGGGAUUUCCUCUUUUUCAGGAUCAACACAAUCUGUACAAAUGGCCUAUCAGUAUUUCUACAAAUACACAAAUGCAGAGCAAUCACAGACAUUGUAUCCUAACACUUGUGCCUACACACACGCACACUCAGGACUUGUUUUGAAUCUUUGGUAUUCACAUUACAUGUAUUUUGUUCUUGCCUUUCCAGAUAGAGAGUUUGCACUCCACGUGUUUACUAAAAGUAUUCCUAAAGCAACUUAAUUUUUUCAGUUGUGUUUGUAAGGAGUGUGCCUACCCCUUCUAAGGUACAUAAAAUGAGCAAAGCUCAAGUAUAAUAUGUAUCAAUAUUCAUCUCCAAAUGGCGGUAUGUAUGUCUUCAACAUACUGCCUUGCUUAAAAUGAACCCAAACUGACCCAUACAUGACUCUACUGAGGAUGGUUAUUGAAGCUAUUGAAUGAUAUCUAACUCAGCUGGUUUGUGCCUGUUGACAUGCAGUAGUUUCCUACAGUUUAGAAAGUGAGGAACAUUCAUAGUGCAGUGCUUCUGCACUGGCUCUAAUCCCAAAGAGGAGUUAUAUGGAAAAUUUUGUAUAACUAAUUCAGGAGAGGGGAUCAAGAAGUGCGAAUUUGAUCAGUGACUACCACUGUAGUAAAAUAUGUUUUGUUUUAGGUACAGAGCAGUACUUUGUACAACUAUUGAGCUGUAUCCCAGGAAGUAAGCUGCAGCUCUUUGUAGGAGAACUAAUUGUAUACUGUGGCUUUGCACUGACUUCAGCACUAUGUGGAAAGAUCUCUGUCUCUUACAACUAUUCAUGCAAACCUCAUUUUGAUAACAAUACAUAAUUUAUACAGUAAUUUUUUAGACAGUUACUAAAAAAAACAUCUGAGCAUGCCUGCGCUCAGUGGGGUCACAUUAAAGUUUUACUUUAGCAUUUCAUGGGACUCAUCAGCAUAACAUAAUAGUAUCACUUCAGUGUUUGCCAAGUAUUAGCACAAAUGAACAUUUCUUCAUUUCUGAACCUGUGCACAACCUACCAAAGACAUCUUAAAGUGACUGAGGAACAGAUGCACAAUUAGAGUAUUAUAACUCAACACUAACACUAGCAAUAAGUACGUGAAUAUUGACUGUUAGUGCUGUUAUUUAGAAUGUAUGAGAUGUUUUGUACAAAUUCUUUUAUAUUAAUGAACUUUAUGGAUGUUGCAGUCUGUGUGUGUAUGUUUUGUAACUGUCAUCCUUCAUUCUGACUUGGACUUGGACUUUUUUGCUGGCAAAAGAAUAUCACCUUUAGCGACAUAAAAAGCUAUAAUGGUAGCGAUAACUAUAAUAGAUCAAAGUGAAGUGUUAUAUUUUGUGUACAAUUUUCUACAUUUUUAUACAUAUGUGCUAUAUUUUACCAUUUUAUGAAUAAACGUGCAGUUUGAGAUGGAUUCAGAAUGUUUGUCACAUUUUUCUUAGCCGCUUAGAUUGUCAGAACUUCACAAAACCUUUGUGUGGUACUAUGCAAGCUGAUUUAAUAACCUAUAAAGAGGCAUAUUUUAGGCUGUGAUGAUAUUAUUGUAAUUAUUAGAUAAAGAUUUUAAUAAUCCUAACAUGUUUCCUUAUAAAUAUAAGUGCAUAGUAUAUCUGCUCUUGCUGGAAGACUUGUUUCUAUGCCUGAUGGCCUAAUGCAGUAACUCCUUUCAUCCCAUAGAGUGCAGUACAGCCUGUGAACAUGCAUGCAUAGACUUCAGUUUGACAUACCACGGAUGUAUCUCUGGAGGAAUUACAUAAAUGUUACAUUCUUUUUCUGCAUAGACAGUCACUCCUGACAGUUAAACUGCAUUAAUUUUACACAAUUUCUCCCUGAGAUUAUUUAAAAGUCUAUCCAAAUGACCAAGAAUAAAGCACGU